This is a messenger RNA of Priceomyces carsonii, 468 nucleotides long. It is a transcript of the gene COX6, whose product is annotated as cytochrome c oxidase subunit VI. Gene Ontology annotation, biological process: mitochondrial electron transport, cytochrome c to oxygen. The coding region runs from base 1 to 468 and encodes 155 amino acids. The record is from RefSeq and is a predicted model, not a curated record. Lineage: Eukaryota; Fungi; Ascomycota; Pichiomycetes; Serinales; Debaryomycetaceae. The transcript has 2 exons. Gene Ontology annotation, cellular component: mitochondrial inner membrane.
AUGAUUGCAUCUACUAUUCGUUCAGCUUUGCGUGCUAGGUUUCCAGUGCAAAGACUUUCUAGUGUUGCAGUAAGACCUAACCCUGCAAUUUCGAAGCUUACCAUUUCCCAGCUUAGAAACCUUUCAGCCAUGGUUGAAAAACAUGACGAACACAAAGAAGAAACUUUCGAAGAAUUCACAGCAAGGUACGAAAAAGAGUUCGAAGAAGCGUAUGAUUUAUUUGAAGUGCAGAGAGUUUUAAAUAACUGCUUCUCUUAUGAUUUAGUUCCAGCUCCAGCAGUUAUUGAAAAAGCUUUAUUAGCAUGCAGAAGAGUCAAUGAUUAUCCAACAGCGGUCAGAACUUUUGAGGCAUUAAAGCAUAAGGUUGAAAACAAUGAGCAGUACGAAGCUUAUCUUGAAGAAUUGAAAGACAUUAGACAGGAAUUGGGCAUUGAUUUGAAAGAAGACUUAUACGCCGAAGAUGCUUAA